Talaromyces amestolkiae is the source of this 1818-nucleotide messenger RNA. RefSeq lists its product as uncharacterized. The record is from RefSeq and is a predicted model, not a curated record. Gene Ontology annotation, cellular component: nucleus. Lineage: Eukaryota; Fungi; Ascomycota; Eurotiomycetes; Eurotiales; Trichocomaceae. The transcript has 8 exons. Bases 1 to 1818 code for a protein of 605 amino acids. Gene Ontology annotation, molecular function: RNA helicase activity; ATP binding; RNA binding.
AUGGAUUCCUUUGGCACUGAAGACAUGGCAGCUGCCUUGCCUGAGGUUGUAGAAGCUACAGAAGCCACAGAGGUCAUCAGCCGCCUCGAUCAGGAAGCCGCAACUCUCGCUCGCGAUAAGGGCUGGACAGAGCCCGAAAAAUACGACUACUCGCGAUAUGCUGGUCCCACUGACGAUCCAGCUGACCGUCCCUCUUUCGAUGCAACCCCUUGGGCCUCUGAUGCUCGCAAGUAUGAGUGGAAAGAGGAGUACGGUGAGGUCGGGCCUGAAGACGAAGAGCUCGAGAAGAUUCUCUAUCGUCAUGACCUGAUCAACCGUGCUGGUGUGAAAUUCGACAAUCUUAGCAGCAUCAAGGUGGUUGUAGAAGCUGUUGAAAAACUUUCUCCGAUCGCCCGCUUUGCUGAUGCUGGUUUGCAUCCCAUCAUGGAGAAAAAUGUGAGGUUGUGUGGCUACACAAUUCCAACUCCCAUCCAAGCAUAUGGUAUCCCCGCCAUCCUCGAGGGACACGACUUGCUGGCUGUCGCACAAACUGGCUCUGGCAAGACUGCAGCAUACUUGAUCCCAAUUCUAUCGAAAUUGAUGGGAAAAGCCAAGAAGCUAGCCGCUCCUCGCCCUUAUGUCACGGAAGGCUUUGAUCCCAAGGUUCAGGGAGUUCGUGCCGAACCAUUGCUUUUGGUCAUCGUGCCUACUCGCGAGCUGGCUUGCCAGAUCUUUGAUGAGGCACGUCGUCUUUGCUAUCGCUCAAUGCUUCGCCCUUGUGUCGCCUAUGGUGGUGGGCCCGUCUCCCACCAACGCAUGGAGCUACAGAAGGGAUGUGAUAUCCUCAUUGGCACUCCAGGACGUCUCAUUGACUUCAUGGGCCAAUCUCACAUCCUUUCAUUGAAACGCGUUCGUUACACCGUCAUUGACGAAGCCGACGAGCUCCUCAGCACAGACUGGGAGACAGAAUUUGCUCAGCUCCUGACAGGUGGAGACUCUAACGAGGAUGCUGAUCACCGCUACAUGAUGUUCUCGGCUACUUUCAACAAGACGUGCCGUCAAGUUGCCAAAAAGUACUUGGAACAUGGAUAUGUGCGUGUCCGUGUUGGUCGUCUCGGGAGCAGUCAUGCGAACAUCGAACAGCGGGUGGUCUAUGCAGAUGACUCGGCCAAGCAGCAGUGUCUUUACGACCUGCUUCUUUCUAUGCCUCCCGCUCGCACUCUCAUCUUCGUCAAUACCAAAGCGCAGGCGGACCGGCUCGACGACUUCCUGUACAAUCGAGGACUUCCUAGCACGUCUAUUCACUCCGAUCGUACUCAGCGUGAGCGUGAGGAUGCUAUGUCGGCGUUCCGUACAGGAAAGACCCCCAUCCUCAUCGCGACCGGCGUCUCCUCUCGCGGCUUGGACAUCAAAAAUGUCAUGCAUGUGAUCAACUACGACCUCCCUAGCUCGGAUCAAGGGGGCAUUGAUGAAUAUAUCCACCGUAUCGGUCGUACCGCACGUAUUGGCAACGAGGGUAUCGCUACGUCUCUCUACAACCACGAGAAGAACACCGACAUUGCGUCAGACCUCGUGAAAGUCCUGCUGGAGAACAAACAGGCGAUUCCCGACUUCCUCGAAGAGUUGAAACCCGAGGGUGAGCUUGUCUUCGACGAUGACAACAGCGAAGAGGACGAGGAAAACCAGGAAGCCACCGUCGAUGCCGACCCUCGUUCCACCGAGCCUGCUGUGGCCGAAGAGUUCGCUGAGCCAGUCGCUGCGUCUGAUGAGUUCUCUGCACCAAAGCAGGAGACUACCGUCGAGGCACCUGCUGCCGCUGAUGAUGAUUUUUCCUGGUAA